Molecule: messenger RNA, 1617 nt
Organism: Auanema sp. JU1783
Lineage: Eukaryota; Metazoa; Nematoda; Chromadorea; Rhabditida; Rhabditidae
Source: the annotation of a GenBank genome assembly
AUGACAAAAACCAAAGUUUAUGUUGUUGGGGUUGGAAUGACCAAAUUCUGUAAGCCAGGAAGCGUAGAUUGGGAUUAUCCUGAUAUGGUCAAGGAAGCCGUUACUACGGCUUUGGAUGAUUGUAAAUUGCAAUACUCCGAUGUUCAACAAGCAACUGUUGGUUACUUAUUCGGAGGAACAUGUUGUGGACAGAGAGCUCUUUACGAAAUUGGAUUCACUGGAAUUCCUAUUUUCAAUGUUAACAAUGCAUGUGCUUCCGGAUCAUCUGGAGUUUUCUUGUGCAAACAGAUUCUUGAGAGUGGAAACGCUGACUGUGUUAUGGCAGUGGGUUUCGAGAAAAUGGCUCCAGGAUCUCUUGAUGGUCAAGCUGGAAACACUGAUGAUAGAGCUCUCUCAGUCGAUAAUCAUAUUCAAGUCAUGUCCGAUACUUAUGGACUCCAGCCUGCCCCAAUCACUGCUCAGAUGUUUGGUAAUGCUGGAUUGGAGCACAUGGAGAAAUACGGCACCAAGCGUGAACACUUUGCAAAAAUUGCUCAUAAGAACCAUCUUCACUCUGUUCACAACCCAAAAUCUCAAUUCACUAAGGAGUUCACAUUCGAUCAAGUAAUGAACGCUCGUAAGAUUUAUGAAUUCAUGGGUCUCUUGGAAUGCAGUCCAACUUCUGAUGGAUCAGCUGCUGCUAUCCUUUGUUCAGAAAACUUCUUGAACAAACAUCCUCACCUUAGAGCCCAGGCUGUCGAACUUGUUGGAAUGAAGCUGGGAACAGAUCAGCCAUCUGUCUUUGCUGAGAAAUCAAACAUUAAAAUGAUCGGCUUUGAUAUGAUUGAAAAAAUUUCAAAGGAAUUAUACCAGGAAACCGGAAUCACUCCUAAUGACGUGCAAGUAAUCGAGCUUCAUGACUGCUUUGCUCCAAAUGAGCUGAUCACCUAUGAAGCAAUUGGACUUUGUCCAGUCGGAAAAGCUGGAGAGCUAAUUGAUCGUGGUGAUAACACAUAUGGUGGAAAGUGGGUUAUUAAUCCUUCCGGAGGUUUAAUCUCCAAGGGACAUCCUAUCGGAGCAACAGGAGUUGCCCAAGUUGUUGAGUUAUCGAAUCAACUUCGUGGAAGAUGUGGAAAACGUCAAGUUCCAAAUGCUAAAGUAGCCAUGCAGCAUAACAUCGGAAUCGGUGGAGCUGGUGUGGUUGCCCUCUAUCGUCUAGCUUCUUCUUCCUCUCCUAGUGUCUCUACUUCAACUGUUUCUUCAUCACCAUCUUCCAAAAUGAGUCUCAAGUCUGACGUCGUUUUCGAGGAGAUCAAGGCCCGUCUUUCUGAGGAGACCGAGUUGGUUAAGAAAGUCGGAACCGCUUUCAGAAUCAACGUUACUGGCGCUGACGGCACUGUCAAGAAGUGGACAAUUGACACCAAGAAUCUCCCUGCUUACAUCGGAGAAGAAGAAUCCACCAAGCCAGUUGACGUCGAAAUUAACAUUAAGGAUGCCGAUUUCAUGCUUAUUGCUGCUGGAAAGAUGAAGCCUGAUCAAGCUUUCAUGCAAGGAAAGAUGAAGUUGAAGGGAAAUAUUGCUAAAGCCAUGAAGUUGAAGAGCUUACUGGAUCCCAAGAUGCUCAAAGCAAAGAUCUAA